AUGCUUAUUAUUUUAACUAGCAUAAUACUCUUGUUAAGCUUAAUAACUAAAUAGAUAUCCUAAAUACUCUAGGAAUCAUCAGAAAUUAUAUUCGAUCUAUAUUCAAAAAGAUAGUAAGAUAUAGCUAAACAAACCCUAGAAAUAUUCUGGGUUACAUAUAUUCACUCUGGUAUUAAUUACUUAUAUUUUGAAGUAUCUUAGCCAUUAAUAUCUUUGCAUCGACUUUAUAAUUUUUAGCAGCGUUUAAAUAACUUAAAAGUGAAUUCAUAGGAAGAUAAUGAAAAUUGCUACAAUUAACCAUUAAUUGAGGUAUAUUAUACAAACCAUUUAGAUUGAUAAACCUUGCAUUUGUUAUCUUAAUAAAUCAUCUAUCGAUUCAAACCAAAAUGAUCCAAAGAAUAUGCUUAAGAAUUUGAUGUAAUUUCAAACAGCAUUGCCUACUCAUAUAUUUGGGGUUCAAUAGUAUAUGGGUUUUUUUGAAGAAUCAUAAGAAUAAAACCUUUUUAAUUAUCCAUGUUUAGAUUUCAGAGACUAUAAAUUAUAUGAUCCAAAAACAAGACCUUGGUUCAUAGAAGCUGAAAUAGCAUAUAAUUAAAGCAACUUUUAAUAAUACUCUGUUCGAUUAACUGGUCAUUAUCUAAGUAUGAAAUGAGCAUAUUUAAUAGCCAUCCCUUAUAAUGACUUUAGAUUCUCUAUUGCUUUACCAUUAAUCAAUUUCUAAAAAAACAUGAUGGGAACUUUGAGAGUUCAUAUUUAAUCAAAAAUUUUAAAAGAUACUAUUUACAAAAAUUCAAAUAAAACUAACCUAAUAUUAACUACAAAUGAUGGAAUGUUAUUAAUAAGUAGUUUAUUUAAUAAUUCUGGAUUUGAAUUGGGAACAGACUAUUUUUACAAUGAAACAAAAACUGGUUUUAAUCUUGAAGAUUGGUAAGCAAUAACCUAAAAAAAUUUGAGUAAUUGUGAACAUGUUGAUAUUGGAUUUACUUGCAGAUAAAAUAAAAUAGACAAAAAGGAUUAUUAUAUGUUACAUACUACUUUAGAAUAGUAUAAUUUAAAAAUUAUUCUGUAAAUAUAAUAUUAAUAAUUAGAUAUUAAACUAAAUAUGAAUAUUAAUAGUAUCUCUAAGAACACUAAAAGUAGAUGAUUAUUUAAAUAUAAGAAGGGUUAAUAAAAGGAUUAGUAUUUUUAAUAGUGAUAGCAAUAGUAAUCUCAUUAAUAUCUUCUCUUUUCUUAGGGAAAAUGCUUAAACCAUUAUAAUAAAUUGCUAAGAUUUUUUAGAUAACUAAACAUUUUUCUUCUUAAUCUAUUACUUAAAGAUUUUUAAAGUUUAAAAUUUCUAAUAAUUAUGCUGGAAUUUUUAAGAAACCUGGUUGUUUUAUAUCCAAAGAUAUCUUUUUAUUUUGUUAGUGUAUAGAAUAAUUUGUAAUUAACUUUUCUACAGUGAAAAAAAAAUCAAAUAGUAUUUAUGAAAGAUUUGAUUAAAUUAAAUAUCCUCAAAAAGAUGAAAAAGAUUAAAUUAAUUUCCUAGAUUACUUUCAAUAAUAACUUUUAAAUAACAAAUUCUAAGAAUUAGAUAUCAAUUAGAAAUAAAUAAGAAACUUGAUUAAAACUUGUUUAGUUAGUUCUACUAGAAAAGAAUAUUGA
Paramecium pentaurelia is the source of this 1644-nucleotide messenger RNA. NCBI's taxonomy places the organism in Eukaryota, Ciliophora, Oligohymenophorea, Peniculida, Parameciidae. The record is from the annotation of a GenBank genome assembly.